AGAGGGGGAGGUAGUCUGAAAGAGGGAUGUUGUGAGAGGAGAGGGGGAGAGGGUGACGUCACUAGUUGGAUUGCAGUGUUGAGUCCUGCUAACUACUAUAAUCCUGAUUAGGAAACCGAAGGGAAAAACCCAGGAGCCCUGAAUGACAGAACGAGAAAGAAGGAGGAGAGACGAGAGACAGAAUAAGAAGAGGAGUAAUUUUAAUCUGGGAAUUAGGAGCGUAGGAAUCACAGAAACUACAGAAAAGGAACCACAUAACCACAGUCAGGAUGCCCACUAAUGGGACAAACCGUCCGCUGAAGCUGCAGUUUGGUCUGAUCAAUCAUGAGAGUUGCUACCUCACCGCAGAGGCCUUUGGCUUCAAGGUGAAUGCGUCGGCCCCCAGUCUGAAGAGGAAGCAAGUGUGGACGUUAGAGCAGGACUCCCAGGACCCCCAGGUGGUCUACUUCCGCAGCCACCUGGGCCGCUACCUGGCCUCCGACAAGGAUGGCAAGGUCACCUGCGAGGCCGAGGGCCAGAACACAGACUGCCGCUUCCUGAUCGCUGCCCAAUCAGACGGCCGCUGGGCACUGCAGUCGGAACCCUAUCUGAGGUUCUUCGGAGGUUCCCGGGACUACCUGUCCUGCUUCACCCAGGGGAUCACAGAGGCGGAGCUGUGGGCAGUACACCUGGCGCUCCACCCGCAGGCCAACCUGCUCAGUGUGGCCCGCAAGCGCUACGCCCACCUGUCUCCUGACGACAGCGAGAUCGCCGUGGACCGGAACAUUCCCUGGGGCGUGGCAGCGCUCCUGACGCUUGUCUACCUGGAUGGGAAGUACCGGCUCAAGACCUGCGACAGCCGUUACCUAGGCAAUGACGGGAAGCUGUCAGCGGAGAGCGGGAGGGACACAGGGUACACGCUGGAGCUGAAGUGUGGGAAGCUGGCGUUUAAGGACUGUGAGGGGAAGUACCUGAGUCCAAUGGGCCCCACGGGGACACUGAGGUCUGGCAGGUGCAGCAAGCCGGGGAAGGACGAGCUGUUUGACCUGGAGGAGAGCCACCCUCAGGUGGUGCUGAUGGCAGCCAACAGUAAAUAUGUGUCUAUACGGCAAGGAGUGAGCAUCUUGGCCAAUCAGGAGGACGAGACAGACCUGGAGACGUUCCAGAUGGAGAUAGACAAGGAGAGCAGGAAGUGUCUGUUCCGGACUAACGAGGGGAAAUACUGGGCCCUGGAGGCCCAUGGAGGCAUCCAGACUACGGCCACAGAGAGGUCUGCCAACACCAUGUUUGCAGUGGAGUGGAUGGGCCGCAGGGUGGCACUACAAGCCAGUAACGGGAAAUACAUCUGCACCAAGAAAAACGGCCAACUGGCAGCCGUCAGCGACUCCGUAGGUGAGGAUGAGAAGUUGGUUCUGAAGCUGAUAAACCGUCCCAUGCUGAUCCUGCGAGGGGAGAACGGCUUCAUCUGCCACCAUAAGCACUCCAACACGCUGGAUGCCAACAGAUCAGUCUAUGACAUCUUCACACUGCACUUCAGUGACGGGGCCUACCACAUCAAAGGUGUGGGAGGGAGGUUCUGGUAUGUCAACAGCAGUGGUCUGGUGUGUUCAGACGGAGAGACACCAGAUGACUUCUCCUUUGAGUUCCUGGAGCACGGACGCAUCUCCAUCCGAUGCAAAAACGGCAGAUACCUGCGAGGCCAGGGGGGCACGCUGAAGGGCGAUGGGGCUACCCCGGACAGCUCUGCCCUCUGGGAGUACUGAUCCAGGACUAUAUGGGGACUACUCUCCUACCCUGCUGGAUGUAGAGGUUACCCCCAAGCACAGAUCUAGGAUCAGAUUGGGGCACAUUACCACAUUACCCUAACCCCCAUGUCCUAAGAUUAAUUAAUAGAUUGGUAAAGAAUAUCUGACCCUGGACCAGUAGUUAGUGGCAACUUCUGCCCUCCCCCAUAGGGCCCUUUCUGGCCCUGUAUCACCCCCAUCAACCUACUCCUGGCAUGCCAGCCACAGGAGAUGGCACAAAGAGAUAAAAAAAUACUAUUUUCACAGGGGAGGCGGGGAGAAGACAGAAGAGGGAGCAGGGGUCCCAUGUUUUCAGUUAAGAAGAGCCUGGUCAGAAAAAUAUGUGAUGUUUGUUGGCGUCAACACUGUUCAGUGUCCAAACAACGUUAUGCAUUACAGGCCUAUGAGAACUUUAAUAUGUUAUUUUUAAUCAACAUGUUACUAGUGAAAGUCAAGGUUCAGGGUAACUAUCAUACUGACACACACAGAGGAGUAGUCAUGGCUUGGGUUUUCAUUUUGCAACAUUGUUUUAGCUACAACACCACUAUUCAUGAUACGGCAGUAAUUAAACUACUACUAUUUCCAUUGUCCACACACAGAGGAGUAGUCAUGGCUUGGGUUUCCCGUUUUGAAGUUUCUUCUGGUUUCUACUGGUCCUCUGUAGCUCAGUUGGUAGAGCAUGGCGCUACCAGGAUAGUAGAUUUGAUUCCCGGGACCACA
Messenger RNA from Coregonus clupeaformis (lake whitefish), 2483 nucleotides. RefSeq names its product fascin-2-like. NCBI's taxonomy places the organism in Eukaryota, Metazoa, Chordata, Actinopteri, Salmoniformes, Salmonidae. The transcript has 7 exons. Gene Ontology annotation, molecular function: protein-macromolecule adaptor activity; actin filament binding. The record is from RefSeq and is a predicted model, not a curated record. Gene Ontology annotation, biological process: actin filament bundle assembly; establishment or maintenance of cell polarity; cell migration. Bases 270 to 1742 code for a protein of 490 amino acids. Gene Ontology annotation, cellular component: cytoplasm; actin cytoskeleton.